Messenger RNA from Liolophura sinensis, 801 nucleotides. Its product is annotated as alpha-tocopherol transfer protein-like. The transcript has 5 exons. The record is from RefSeq and is a predicted model, not a curated record. Gene Ontology annotation, cellular component: membrane. Lineage: Eukaryota; Metazoa; Mollusca; Polyplacophora; Chitonida; Chitonidae. Gene Ontology annotation, molecular function: phosphatidylinositol bisphosphate binding. The coding region runs from base 39 to 632 and encodes 197 amino acids.
CAUUACCUGGACGGGACAAAAAUGGACGGAAAAUUAUCAUGAUGAAAGGUGGAAAUACCUCUAACUCUGGCAAAGAGUAUGGCCCCGAUGACAUAAUACGUGGAUUUGCCGUUCUCCAUGACUUUAUGUGUCGAGACGAAAAUAUUCAAGUGAAUGGUUUCGUCUACAUUCUGGAUCUGGGUGGAUUCUCCAUGGGUCACGUGACAUUCAUGGGCCCAGAGACCUUCACAAAAGCAACAAACUGCUGGAUGAAAGCCCAUAGCGGCAGAAACAAGGAGCUGCAUUUCUACAACGGGGGCCAGAUGUUUGACGUUCUUUACGGAUUUCUUAAGCAGGCAUUCUCAAAAAAGAUUCAAGAUAGGGUUGUUAACCACGGAAACAACUUCAGCUCUAUCUACAAAUACGUAGACAAAUCUAUGCUUCCGGAAGAGUAUCUACCCGACGACUAUGACGGACCGUGCGCUGGACCAAAACAGAAAAUACUAGACGAAUACUUGGUGUCACUGAAAUCGUCUGAGUUCAGAGAGUACAUGGCUACGCUCACCAAUGGACAAUACUUUGUGGAUUCCGCCAAGAAACCUAAGAAAGGUCAACAGGAGAAUGCGUCUUUCAGGCCUCUGGUUAUGUCUUAGGAUUUAGUUUCCGGAAGUUAACGUAUGCCAUACGUUGUGGCUGUAAGUCUAGAGGUUUGACAGGUAAAUAUCGAAGGACGGUGGUUUGCUUUGGGAGCUCAGGUUUUCACCAGCAAUAAACUUGACCCCGCCAUUGUAUAAGUUAAAAAUUUUCCACUGUGGCAUUAAA